Molecule: messenger RNA, 489 nt
Organism: Diplodia corticola
Lineage: Eukaryota; Fungi; Ascomycota; Dothideomycetes; Botryosphaeriales; Botryosphaeriaceae
Exons: 3
Coding region: 1-489 (162 amino acids)
Source: RefSeq, a predicted model, not a curated record
AUGCCGGGAAUCCAAAACCUCCUCGUUCUCCUGGUGGCUGCGUUGACUGUGAGCAAUGUAGCCGCCUCGCCGCUGAAGAGAGAGCUUCCACCAUGGCCGAGCACGCCUACUCCGGCGACUGUUACGCCGGCACCUACCUCCAUUCCUGGCAACGCCGUGAUCCGCCCCGCUACAACGCCCUCCCCGAGUACCGGCUGCACGACCAAGCUCUUUGAAGCGCAGAAAAUGGGGGCGGUCGAGAAAGGGACAUGCACGUAUUACGACUCCUACACCACAGUUACCGAGUACGUCGACUGCGGAGGCUGCACCCUACAGAUGCAACAAAUGGGCCACGGACCGGUCGCGAAGUGCAGUGCCGCCACGACGCUGCCACUGGGAACGACGACGGCGACGAGCUGCAGCCCCAGCAGCAGCAACUACGAUGACGCCGCCACUACUCCCUCGACAGCCAGGCCAACGGUACUGCCGGAUCGCGAGCCGCCGCGGUAG